Molecule: messenger RNA, 4798 nt
Organism: Jaminaea rosea
Lineage: Eukaryota; Fungi; Basidiomycota; Exobasidiomycetes; Microstromatales
Exons: 4
Coding region: 179-4663 (1494 amino acids)
Biological process (GO): detection of visible light; regulation of DNA-templated transcription; phosphorylation
Molecular function (GO): protein binding; phosphorelay sensor kinase activity
Source: RefSeq, a predicted model, not a curated record
CGAUCCACACCACCUAGCUGCUCUUCAUAGAACCGGUCGUACCCUCAUCCACGCCACCAUCCAUUCGACUCGCGAGCCCCGUGAUUCUAGAAGGCGGGGAUCCUCGAGUCUGGGCAGAACUGAGAACGACAGGGACGAGAAUACCCUCAUCUAGCCCGCUGACCGUGCCAAUCCCAGGAUGUCGUCGACACCAUCCGGGUCGAGCGACGACACAGCAGCGGCCAAUCCAAAGUCGCCCCGAGGUGGCUCUGAAUCUCUGGGCUCACAACCAUUCAUCUAUCCAAUUCGCAGCGCCGUAUCAGUCAAGCCACGUACGCCUGGCUCAGCCGCGGUAGGCAGUGAUGGGCCGCCAACUCCACGUUCUCCGCUGUCGCAGGAGGCCUCAAUUUCUGACUUGAGGCGCUCCAGCACUCGCUCGUCGUACGGAUUCCCUGCGCCGCACCCUAAAAAGAUCUCGAAUGGCCCACCAGUCCGUGAUGAGUCCCAGUCUGGCCAGUCGAGCAAGCACAGCGAGACGACGUCCUCUGUCAAGACAGAGUCCGAGACAGAUGAUGUGGAGAAGGUCCCAUUGAACGGGCCGGACACGACUGCGACAGAAGAGCUCAAUGAUCGGGAGAAGGAAGAGCUCGAAGAGAGGACGCAGAUGAGAUUCAAGCAUGUCGAGACGGAUGAGGGACACAUGGUCGUUACUGGGCGAGAUGGCGUGCUGCUUCGAUGCGAGGAUGAGCCGAUUCACAUCCCCGGUGCCGUGCAGUCCUUCGGAUGCAUGGUCGUCUUGAGAGAGGAAGGUGAUGGAUCGCUGGUCGUCCGACAGGCAUCGGAGAACACGGCGAGCAUCAUCGGUAUGACGCCCAGUCACCUCUUCAAGCUCGAUUCAUUCCUCGAUUGCCUCGAAGACGACCAGGCCGAUUUGCUGUGGGACACCAUUGAGUCUCUUGAAGAAAGCGAAGAGGCGCUGACCGAAUCGGGCCCACAAGUCUUCCAGCUGUCUGGCUUCGGUCAGCCGAGUGAUGGCGUGGGCAAGGCGAGAGCCAGGAUGCACUGGCAGUGCUGGUGUGCGGCGCAUCGCUCCCUCAAAGCGCCUGAGAACAGCAAACACCCGGGUCAAGUCACCAUCCUCGAGUUCGAGCCAAUGGUCGACCGUCAACAUCCGCUCUCCUUUGUCUCGCCGGCGAGCUCUAGUCCGCAGACACCUGGAGGCUCCGAUUCCGAUCGGACAGAAACAGACAGCGUUGCCACAAUUGCUACGACCGACCCAGACAGCGGCGAGACGGAGUUCAGCCAAGCUCAGACUAUCAUGAAGGGUGCCAAGGCGGAGCGCGGCGGUCUUGAUGGCAUGCCGUACGUACCCACAGUCGAGCAGAUUCGCGAGUCCACCGUAUCGACUUCGAAGCCCAUCAAGGCGCUCUCGCGUUUGCGGCAGAAGGCCGGGGAGAGGACAGAUAAGAGGCCGCGGCCGAGAAGAGCGCCAGAACAGGGAGGCGGUCCUGGCAUGCCCCCGCCUCACGUUGCGAGCGGCGAGGAUGCGGUGCUUGACAUGUUUGGAAUCUUGACCCAGAUCAACGAGCAGUUGACCGCGCAAACGGAUCUGCAGAGCUUCCUGAAGGUCGUCGUGAGCAUUGUUCGCGAACUGACCGACUUUAGCCGCGUCAUGGUCUAUCAAUUCGACGACCAAUGGAACGGGCAGGUUGUCUGCGAGCUCGUCAACAUCAGAGACACGCACGACCUGUAUCGCGGGCUCAACUUUCCUGCCACAGAUAUCCCCAAGCAAGCCCGCGACUUGUAUCGUAUCAACAAGGUCCGCCUUCUCUACGAUCGAGACCUGCCCAGCGCUCGAAUGGUCUGCCGAGAUCAGAGUGAUCUCAAGACACCUGUCGACAUGACCCACUCGUUCCUGCGAGCCAUGAGUCCCAUUCACGUCAAAUACCUCGCCAAUAUGGGCGUGCGAGCGUCGAUGAGUUGCUCGAUCAUGGCCUUCAAUCAGCUGUGGGGUCUCAUCGCCCUUCACACGUACGGCGAGCACGGUCAUCGAGUGGCAUUUCCCAUGCGCCAGCUCCUGCGCCUCAUCAGCGAUUCGGUAUCGCGCAAUAUCGAGAGGCUUAGUUACACGCGACGACUGCAGUCAAGGAAGCUCAUCAACACGCUUCCGACUUCGGGGGCGCCGUCUGGCUAUAUUCUCACCAAGGCAGAAGAUCUCCUCGAGCUGUUCGACGCCGAUUUCGGAGUCAUUGCCAUCGGGUCAGAAUGCAAGAUCCUUGGUAGCAUGUCGGCCAGUCAGGAGGUACUUGCAUUGACCGAGUACCUGCGACUGAAGGCGUUUGCGACGAUCGUCAGCACGUCCAAUACUGCUCGCGACUUCCCCGACAUGUCGUUGCCAGAGGGACUCGAUCUAGAAUUCCUCUCGGGCGUCCUUUACAUCCCACUGUCGGAGGCAGGCGCCGAUUUCAUCGUUUUCAUCCGCCGGGCCCAGACGAGGACAGUCAGCUGGGCGGGUAAGCCUUUCAAGGAGGGCAAGGAGGGCAAGGCAUCGCUCGAGCCGCGCAAGUCAUUCAAGCUUUGGAACGAGACGGUUACUGGAACAUGUCGAGCGUGGAAGGACGAAGAGCUUGAAACGGCAUCAGUCCUUUGUCUGGUGUACGGCAAGUUCAUCACGGUGUGGAGGAGUAAAGAGGCUGCGAUGCAGGUCAACCAGCUCAAUCGUCUUCUGCUGUCCAACGCCAGCCACGAGGUCAGAACGCCGCUGCAUCACCUAGUCUCCUACCUUGAGUUGGCGCUCGAUGGCCCGCUUGACCCUGAGACGCGCGAAAAUCUCAAUCGCGGGCGCAUAGCCUCCAAGUCGCUCCUCUUCACCAUCAACGAUCUCCUCGACAUCUCUCGUGCCGAGCAAGGCAAGCAACUCUUCCUCAAGGAGCCCUUUGAUCUGGCAGAGUCGGUGCGAGAGGCCGUCGAGAUGCACGAGUGGGAGGCGAAACGACGCAAGAUCAACUUCAAGGUGUCAACGAAGCCCAAGACAUGUCUGGUGCUCGGAGAUCGCAAUCGUCUGCGUCAGGUCUUGGUAAAUACGACGACAAAUUCGCUACACCACACGGGCGAGGGUGGCAAGAUCAUUGUCGAGAUGAAGCGACGGCACAAGGAGGAGGCAACACUUGCUCUGCCGGAAGGCUGCGACGUCGAGGUCGAGCUGUCGAUUACGGACACGGGAUCAGGCAUCCCUCGCGAGAAGCUCGAGGCCAUCUUUCGCGAGUUCGAGCAAGUCGAGUCGGUCAUCCCGCAAGAUUCGCAAAAUGAUUCGGUAUUGGACAGCAGGCGAAGCAGCGACGGCAGUACCACUGUGGGAGCAGACUCCGAGGAGGCCAAGCGAGCGCGUGAUCUGCUCGACGAUGAGCGCUUGUUGGGCCCAGAGGGGCCAAGCAAGGCGCGUCAAGGCUCCUCUCAAAGCGGGCUGGGAGUCGGUCUCGCUGUUGUUGCUCGCAUCAUCCGAAACCUCAAUGGCCAGCUGCGCGUCGACUCAACUGUCGGCGUCGGGUCGCGCUUCACUUACGUCGUCCCGUUCCAAUCGACGGAUGGCGCUCAGGCGAAAAAGAGGGAGACCGUGGAGUCGGGAGAGCAGUCAAAACGCAUGACUCGCUCUAACUCACAAGGCAGUCUGGGCACAGUAGCUACCAAUAGUUCUGGGAUGGGCAGCGAGCUCGAUAGCCUGGUCGAGGCCAUCGGCGCCCCACCAGUCCGCAAGGAUCGCCGACGGUCCACCGAAGACAACAUUGGCAAAAAGGCUGAGGCAGUCAGCGGCCCUCGUGGUGCAUCUGCCAUACAGAGCCGCCGCCCGUUUGAGAUCGACGGUCAGCGAGAGGUCGCAGGAUCUCGGGUGCCACUGCGUGCCAGCAAGAUCGACCCUCACACGCUCGAUGGAGGCAGCCAGGCCAGCGACGACUCGAAGCCCUCGGCAGGGUCGCGCGACCGCGAGCCCAGUGGCUCUUCUCUGCUAUCGCGACCCAAGGCAAGAGACUCGGUCGCACCCCUCGCAUCGCCCUCGGUCAACAGCGAAGGGAAAGACAGCUUCGUGUCAGUCCAGUCGCGAUUCAGCGCUCGAGCCCUGCGGCGCAGCAACAACAGUACGCCCACGCCCAAGCUCAAGGCGGCACGAGAGCCUGUCUCUCCUUUGCGGGCGCUCGUGGUCGAAGACGACCCGAUCAACCGCACAAUUCUCAAGAAGCGCCUCAGCAUGGACGGACACACGGUGUUGCUGGCCAUGAAUGGCGAGGAGGGCUUCCGAACGUUCGAGUCACGCUCUAACGAGAUCGACUGUGUGCUCAUGGAUCUGCAGAUGCCCAUUUGCAACGGCCAGGACUCGUGCAAGCGUAUCCGCGCCUUGGAAAGGGAACGCGGUGCGAAGGAGGGCGGUAAUGCGGAUCGUCCCGCUUCACACGUCCUGAACGGCCGCGUACCCAUCUUUGCCGUGUCUGCUACGCUGACACCUGCAAUGCGUGGCGAAAUGGUCGAGAUAGGUAUGGACGGCUGGAUUCUCAAGCCCGUGGACUUUUCUCGACUCAGCAUCCUUCUCCGUGGCGUGACGGAGAAGGAAAAGCGCGAUAGCGAGCAAUGGACUGCGGGCAAGAAUUGGGAGAAGGGAGGGUGGUUCGGUGCACCUCAAGCGGGCGCCUGAUCACCUGGCUGAGACAACAUUACCUCGAGAGGACCGGGGACCACGCCAGCAUUUUUACACAUCGGCCAGAUAUCAACGGAGGAUUCCUUGUACUACCUUACCUAUGCAGGCAUUUACGCAUCAGGAGAGACCCUA